Molecule: messenger RNA, 2174 nt
Organism: Achroia grisella
Lineage: Eukaryota; Metazoa; Arthropoda; Insecta; Lepidoptera; Pyralidae
Gene: cactin
Product: splicing factor Cactin
Exons: 12
Coding region: 23-2137 (704 amino acids)
Biological process (GO): mRNA cis splicing, via spliceosome
Cellular component (GO): spliceosomal complex; cytoplasm
Molecular function (GO): protein binding
Source: RefSeq, a predicted model, not a curated record
UACAGUGACAAAAAUAAAUAAAAUGUCAUCUCGUCACGACGUCAAUAAACAUAAGGAUAAUAUUAAAAGCCAUUCUUUAGACCGUAACAAUGAUUAUAAAACUUCAAGUAGGAGUAGAAGAUCAAGAUCCCACUCUCCAACGGAAUCCAGACAUAAAUCGUCUUCCAGAGACAAGAAGAAACAUAAAGAGCACAAAGAGAAACAUAAGAAGAGUAAGAAAAAAAAGAGAAAACAAUCAUCUUCGAGUAGUAGUUCAACAGAUAGUGAUGAAGAGGAGUUGAAAUUACUGCAAAGACUCGAAGCGGAGAGAUUGCGCUUAAAAGAUGAGAAAAAAAAGGAAAAGGAGUUGCUUAAAGCCAAUGAGACACCGGAAGAAAAGAGAGCUCGACGGCUCAAAGAGAAACAAGAAAAGGAGCGACGUCGCCGCGAACGGAUGGGUUGGGACAACGAGUACCAGUGUUAUACAAAUCAGGACAAUCCGUUCGGGGACUCUGCACUCACCAACACCUUCGUGUGGAACAAGAAGCUCGCCAAAGAAGGUGUGAAGACAGUAUCGAGAGAUGAACUGGAGGCUUUGAAUAGACAGAAGCAGAUGGAAAACAAAAUAGAACUUGAGAAGGUGAAGCAGCGGCGACUGGAGCGCGAGGCGGAGCGAGCGGCGCGGGAGGCCGAAGCGGCGGCCGGGGCGCGCGCCCGGGAGGCCGCACAGUUCAGCAGCUGGGCGCGGCAGGAGGACGCCUUCCACCUGCACCAGGCGCGGCUGCGGUCGCAGAUACGCAUCCGCGACGGCAGAGCUAAACCUAUAGAUCUGCUAGCGUGGUAUGUUAGCUCCGAGGAGUGUGUGGACGCGUUGGAAAUGCACGAGCCAUACACAUACCUCAAUGGGUUACAAACACAGGACCUCGAAGAUCUUCUGGAAGAUAUAAAAGUGUACAAGGAACUGGAGCAGCAGGCGAACCAGGCGUACUGGGAGGACGUGCAGACGAUCGUGGUCGACGAGCUGGGGAAGCUGCGGCGGCUGGCUGCGCCUGACGCGCGUCGUGACGGUGUGCACCAGGCCGUCGCUGACGACGUCACGCAGAUCUUCAAGGGCAAGACCGGUAGCCAGCUGGAGGCGCUGCAGACACAGAUAGAACAGAAGAUCAGCGGACGGCACGACGGAGUCGACAUCGGAUACUGGGAGAGCUUACUCAGCCAGCUCAAGGCGCACAUGUCCCGCGCACGACUGCGGGACCGCCACCAGCACAACCUGCGCCGCAAGCUCCACCUCCUCAAGCAGGAGCAGGGCGUCCGGCCUCCGCCCUCGCCGCCCUCGCCGCCCUCGCCCCCCGCACGGUCAGGAUCUCCGGAGCGCGAGCGCCCAGUGAAAUCCGAGGCCGUAGCGAAGGCGGAGGCCGAGGACGAGGCCGGGUCCUCGGAGGAGGCGGAGGAGGCGGCCGGGCCCUCGAAGGAAGCGGCCUCGGAGACCUCCGAGGCGGAGGCGGCGGAGGCGUGGUACUCGGCCGGGCGGUACUCCCCGGCGCUGCUGUGUGCGGCGUCGCUGGAGCCCGGCACCAUGCUCACCGAGCCCGCAGACGACCUGCAGCGCCUCGCCUACCUCCGCGCCGCGCUCGCACCGCAACAGCGCGCGGAGGCCCCGGACUCCCGGUCGCUGGAGCAGCAGGCGGCGCGCGCCAUGUCCGCGGGCGGAGCCCCCGCGCCCGGGGACCACGCCGCCGCCUUCAGUGUGGAGCACCCGCUGCCCGAGCAGCCCUGCCUGUGGGCCGACAAGUACCGCCCGCGCAAGCCGCGCUACUUCAACAGAGUGCAUACAGGGUUUGAGUGGAACAAAUACAACCAGACCCACUACGACAUGGACAACCCCCCGCCCAAGAUCGUGCAGGGCUACAAGUUCAACAUCUUCUAUCCGGACCUCAUUGACAAGAAUGCCACCCCUGAGUUCUCACUGAAACCGUGCCCCGAGAAUGCAGACUUUGCGGUACUCCGGUUUCACGCCGGGCCUCCAUAUGAAGACAUUGCCUUUAAAAUUGUGAACCGAGAGUGGGAGUACUCGUACAAGCGAGGGUUUAGAUGUCACUUCCACAAUAACAUUUUCCAACUGUGGUUCCAUUUCAAGAGAUACCGAUACCGUCGCUGAAUGUUUCAUAUAGAACCAAUAAACAUGUGUCAGAAUA